This is a messenger RNA of Cylicocyclus nassatus, 1047 nucleotides long. Lineage: Eukaryota; Metazoa; Nematoda; Chromadorea; Rhabditida; Strongylidae. The record is from the annotation of a GenBank genome assembly.
GAAAACUUCGAAAUGGUAAUUUUGGAUUCGAAAUUGUGUGAGACUAUGCUCGCUUUGUCUAAGUCUCCAAUUUUGAUUUCUGUCCUAGCUUUAUGUGACUUAUGUUGUAUCGUAGCUGCUCCGCUACUAAGCUACUGGCUAGUACGAAUAUGGAAAGUGAAACUGAUGCAUUACAACUCUAGAAUGCUUCUUUGCUUCCAUAUCGCUUGCCUACUUCUCCACGUGCUCGGCCGAGCAUUUCUCCAUAGCACGGAUCUGAUAAUCUUUGCUACCUCAUCCAGAAUCUGCGAUGUUGUGCACACCAGAACCCAGUGUUUUUUUCUUCGCUUGCCCUUCAAUGUAGCCAUGUUUGCGGCAAACUGUUCGGCUAUCUUUGCUUCAAUCGAACGUUUGAUAGCAACGCUAAACAUCCGAAACUAUGAAAAAGGUUUUCGAAAUGUUGGUCACUAUUUGUUAUUGUCACAGAUUAUCAUGAGCGCUUGCCUUCUUGGCAUCAUGUACUCCCAAACUCGGCUGGACGACACUCCUUUGAUUUACUGUCAAACUACUUCACCAACGAAUUACAUGUGGACUGUCUACCCUUUUGCAUUCCAAAUGAUUCUACAGAUCCUAUCUGUGCUGUUAUUUGAAGUGGCUGACAGAAAAAACAAGAUAUGUUCGCUAUCAAAUGCUCGGAGGUCUGGUACGCUGUCUGGAAAGUUCCAGCUUGAGGAGAACUUGUGGACUAUACGAACGCUGAAAGCUUACGUGUACUUGAAUUCAUGUAUCACAGCAACGUAUCUAAUCACUAUGUGCAUUAUCCUCUUCAAAAAUGAGUUACUCACAAGGCCUACUUAUUAUUCUCUCAUAGAAGGGACAAGCGGGAUGUAUCUCUAUUCCUUGGCAUUACCACUGUUACUGUGGUACACUCGCAAAGAUGUCAAGAAUGAAAUUCGUUCAGCUGUCAAUCAGGCAGCCUCUACAAACUCUGAACAACUUUUUAGAGAGCUUCAGUUGUCUUGGAGCUCACAUUGGAACAUUAGAAGUGUCAGUCACAGAAAUUACUAA